GCUGAGUGGGAGAAGAGGUGUGGUGUCAGCCCCCCUUCGGGGGGGGGGCAGGACAGGGCCUCGGGCCUGGGUGCUGCCUGGCACCUGGAAGAUGCCUGUGCCCUGGUUCUUUCUGUCCUUGGCACUGGGCCGAAACCCUGUGGUCCUCUCUCUAGAGAGGGUUGCGGGGCCUCAGGACACUGCGCGCUGCUCUCCGGGCCUUUCCUGCCACCUCUGGGAUGGUGACGUGCUCUGCCUGCCCGGGAGCCUCGUGUCUGCCCCAGGCCCCAUGCUGGUGCCCACAGGCCUGCAGACAGAGCUGGUGCUAAAGUGCUACAAGGAGACCGACUGUGACCUCUGUGUGCGUGUGGCCGUCCACUUGGCUGUGCAUGGGUACUGGGAAGAGCCUGAAGAUGAAGAGAAGUUUGGAAUUGCAGAGGACCCAGAGAUCGAGGAGCCUAGGAACGCCUCUCUCCAGGCCCACGUCGUGCUCUCCUUCCAGGCCUACCCUACUGCCCGCUGCGUCCUACUGGAGGUGCAAGUGCCUGCUGCCCUCGUGCAGCCUGGUCAGUCUGUGGGCUCUGUAGUAUUUGACUGCUUCGAGGCUGCCCUGGGGGCUGAGGUGCGAAUCUGGUCCUACACUCAGCCCCGGUACCAGAAGGAACUCAAUCUCACACAGCAGCUGCCUGACUGCAGGGGUCUCGAAGUCCGGGACAGCAUUCAGAGCUGCUGGGCCCUGCCAGGGCUCAACGUGUCUGCAGAUGGCGACGACGUGCGCCUGGUGCUGGACGUCCCUGAGGAGAAGCGCUUUGGCCUCUCCCUGUACUGGAACCAGGUCCCGGGCCCUGCAAAACCCUGGUGGCACAGAAACCUGACUGGGCCGCAGACCAUUACCUUGAACCACACAGACCUGGUUCCCUGCCUCUGUAUUCAGGUGUGGCCUCUGGAGCCCGACUCUGUCAGGACCAGCAUCUGCCCCUUUAGGGAGGACCCCCGUGCACACCGGAACCUUUGGCGUGCCGCCCGGCUGCAGCUGCUGCCCCCGCGGGCCUGGCGGCUGGACGCGCCGUGCUCACUACCCGCUGAGGCCACACUGUGCUGGCAGGCACCGGAUGGGGGCCCCUGCCAGCCGCUGGUCCCACCGCUGCCCCGAGAGAAUGUCACUGUGAACAAGGCUCUUGAGUUCCCAUUGCUGAAAGGCCACCCCAACAUCUGUGUCCAGGUGAGCACCUGGGAGAAGCAGGAGCUACAAGAGUGCUUGUGGGCUGACUCCCUGGGGCCCCUCAAGGAUGACAUGCUGCUGGUGGAGACACGAGGCCCCCAGGACAACAGAUCACUCUGCGCCUUGGAAUCCAGUGGCUGCACUCCACUGCUUAGCAGCGUGUCCACGAGGGCAGCUCGUCUUGGAGGGCCAUUACUACAAGAUGUGCAGUCAGGCCAGUGUCUUCAGCUGUGGGACGAUGACCUGGGAGCACUAUGGGCCUGCCCCAUGGAAAAGUACAUCCACCGGCGCUGGGCCCUGGUCUGGCUGGCCUGCUUACUCUUGGCUGCUGUGCUUUUCCUUCUCCUCCUCCUCAAAAAGAACCACGUGAAAGGGUGGCUGAGGCUCUUGAAGGAGGACGUCGGCGCGGGGGCGGCCGCCAGGAGCCGCGCGGCUCUGCUCCUCUACUCCGCAGACGACGCUGGCUUCGAGCGCCUGGUGGGCGCCUUGGCUUCGGCGCUGUUCCAGCUGCCGCUGCGCGUGGCCGUGGACCUGUGGAGCCGCCGCGAACUGAGUGCGCAGGGGCCCCUGGCCUGGUUCCACGCGCAGCGGCGCCAGACCCUGCAGGAGGGCGGCGUGGUGGUCCUGCUCUUCUCGCCCGGGGCCGUGGCGCUGUGCCGCGAAUGGCUGCAGGACGCGACGUCGGCGGCCGGGGCUCACGGCCCGCACGACGCCUUCGCCGCCUCGCUCAGCUGCUUGCUGCCAGACUUCUUGCAGGGUCGGGCGCCCGGCCGCUACGUCGGGGCCUACUUCGACAGACUGCUGUCCCCGGACGCCGUGCCCGCCCUGUUCCGCAGCGUGCCGGUCUUCUCACUGCCCUCACAGCUGCCCGACUUCCUGGGGACCCUGCAGGGGCCCGCAGCCCCCCGCCCCUGGCGGCUCGCGGAGAGAGCGGAGCAGGUAUCCCGGGCCCUGCAGCCCGCCUUGGACAGCUGCUUCCGGGCCCCGGGGACGGGACGCGGCAUGGGGCCUGAGGCAGAGAACAGGACUUGAAUAAAGGCAGA
Molecule: messenger RNA, 2244 nt
Organism: Eubalaena glacialis (North Atlantic right whale)
Lineage: Eukaryota; Metazoa; Chordata; Mammalia; Artiodactyla; Balaenidae
Gene: IL17RC
Product: interleukin 17 receptor C
Exons: 19
Coding region: 92-2233 (713 amino acids)
Molecular function (GO): interleukin-17 receptor activity
Source: RefSeq, a predicted model, not a curated record